GCGACUACCUAGUUGCCUACCUCCUUUUCACCCAUUUCUCACAUUUGCAACUUAUCCAUGUAACCUGUGGCCUUAAUGUUGUUUUGAUUUGAACACUCACUUUCUGGACCAACGAGACGAAAAGACACAGGACACACAAGCGAACCACCUCGCCAUUCAGCUUUGCAGUCCUUGCAGCGUGCAUGGAUAGGAGAUAGUUUUGGCCGACGUAUGUCCGCCUGCGGCAGAGCAUCUACAAUGCCGCAAAGAAAAACCGAGAGAGAUGAUCCUCAAGCGACCCAGACCGGGCAAGCCGGCGAUGCUAUCGCUUCGCCGGCAAGCACCAGUCGAAAAUAUAACCACCAGGCUCUCAUUGAAUCCUCCUAUGGUGAAACUCGAGCGCUACAGGACCCUGAUGUUUAUAUUAGGUAUCUUUGCAAUACAACGGUUUUGCAACGUCCUUGGCUCAAGUUCGAGGACAUAUACUGCCAUCUCAGAUGCGUCUGCACGCGUCAUUCAUUUCCUGUUCGUCCAGGUCCGGGAUGUCUCAACAACUCGGAAGGCAAGCCGAGCCAUCAGAUUAUUGCCGACUUCCCAAUGUCCCAUCGAUGCUUCCUGACCUUCAACCGCCUUCUGGACUACCUUAAAGGCUGCUUUAGCAGCCACAAAGACUGGCGUGAAGCCGUCAACAAACAUGGCGAACUUCCCUUCGACCCCGAGUUGUUUACCCGAGGCUUUUUUGCCGCUCCCGAAUCGAAGCUCGGCUAUUUGAAUCACGACCCCAAGACGCCACAAGGACAAGUCCACCCAUUUUGGGCAGGCUUUUACGAGCAUCAGGCGGCCAAUUGGGACCUCAGAAUUGAGCCUGCAGUAAAAGAAGCCAUGAGAACUUUUGGCAAGGGUCGGAGACAAGAGCUCAAGCGGAAACGCGAUGAACCCAACGACGGAAGCCCGCGAAAGCGUCCCAGCAAGAAGGACACAGUCAAGGCUCAAAACAACUUUGUUGCUGCUGCCAUGAGAAGGCUCGUCGUAUCGGACCAGGACGGAGAAAAACUGCCCCCAGAUCCCGUAGAGCCCGUAGAGCCCGUAGAGCCCGCAGAGCCCGCAGAGCGGACCGAACCUGCAGCAAGGAAUCAGCAGCCUUCGGCUCAGGCCAACCCUGUUUCUAGCAUAUCCCAAGAUUUACCUGCUGUAAAUUUGGAAAUGGGUCACGGCCUUUCAAACGUGUCUGGAGCAUCUGUCUUCGACCCCUUGGCCUUUAUGUAUACACCUGAAGCCCACUCGAAACCUCAGGAAAGACCUACCAAGAUCGACAGGCAGGCGGCGAGGGUAGCUCGAGAUGCAAGCGGGCCGAAAAGCAGCACGCUUGAUGGCAAGGCUUUCUCCGAAAUAGCUCAGGUCUAUACUAACGUCAGCAGUGAUGGGCACGAGUCUGACACUAGCGAUGACGAUGACAUCGAGGCCGAUCCGCGGAAGACACCUUCAAAAAUCAGAGGCGGACUUGCCGUUCCACAAGCCCUAAGUAAUACAGCCAAGUUAUCGGCGGACUCGGGCAGCACCACGGAACCCACAUCCCCACCAACAAUGACAAGAGCCGUAAAAUCUGAGGCAGAUUCGCCUGCCAAAACUCCCAACAGCAUCUCAGUCACGCCCACCAAAACCAUGCCAAAUGCACGUGGAAAUCUGGUGGUCGCAGCCCCGCCCGUCACCCCUCGCCGCAGCACCAGGCUGGCCAGAAACCCCAAUGACCUGAAAUCUAUGCGAAGGUGCCGCUACCCGGCGGAGACUCGAGAUGGCAAUGAGAGCGACAGCUCGGUAACAGUUGGCUUUCCAACGCCAGGUCGGAAGCCCAUCUGAACCUUGUUACUGCCGUCAGCCGUGACAAGAACUUGACGAU
Messenger RNA from Pyricularia oryzae 70-15, 1876 nucleotides. RefSeq lists its product as uncharacterized. The record is from RefSeq and is a predicted model, not a curated record. Bases 211 to 1836 code for a protein of 541 amino acids. The transcript has 3 exons. NCBI's taxonomy places the organism in Eukaryota, Fungi, Ascomycota, Sordariomycetes, Magnaporthales, Pyriculariaceae.